Molecule: messenger RNA, 1099 nt
Organism: Candidula unifasciata
Lineage: Eukaryota; Metazoa; Mollusca; Gastropoda; Stylommatophora; Geomitridae
Source: the annotation of a GenBank genome assembly
AUGAAUAUUAGUGAUAGUGUGUGUCUGAAUACAUGUAGGCACUUUACACUAAAGCACUGUCGAUGUGUCUUUGUUAUUAAUGUGUUUCAUGAAAAAUGUGUUUAUAUACAGAAACUGGCCAGGCCUGCAAAGGUGAAUGUCACUGACCCAACUGGCAGCCCUAGUGUCGUCAGUAUUGCCAGACAGCCGGUACCAUUGCAUGACCAAACAAGACGUGCAGUUAUUAGAGUUUAUUCCAGCUCUAAAUUUUCAGAGUCCAGUUUGAAUCCUGCCAGUGAUCAUUGGGAUCAGGGGGAUAGAAAACAUGUAUCUUCUAUGACAUUGGUCCAGAUGAACUCAGGCAACACUGGUGCUGAACUUUCAGUGGCUGCAAACGUGCAGCGUUCUAAUUCUUUAAUUAUAAAACACCUCAAUUCAAAUCCAACUUUAAUGGGGUUGGAUAUGGGGCCAGUCAUGUCACCGAAGAGUGUUACAAUAGAAAGUGAUCAUCUGUGUCACAGUUCUAAAGAGGACUUUAUUUGUCAUGCUGCCAGUGAAUGCAGCAAUGGCACUGACAUUAGAUAUAUGUUUUCAGAGACUGGGUACGCUGCAACAGCUUCACAGCAGACUCUGGAACCUGUGGACUCAGACAUGGUAUCUACAAAUACCUGUCAGACACCUGCUCAUAUCCUCGAAAACUUGAGCAGUUUUAGAACUCAUUUUCCUCAGCGUGUUGGCCGGCCACAAAUAGGCAUUGCAGCAGUGAUAAAAUCAAAAGUCGGCCUGAGGCAGGACGGUGCGGCUCAGGAAACAAUCAAGUUUCAGUCACCAGAGCUGCUCAAACUGGUUGGUAUUACACCAGCGACAUCAGCACCUCAUUCUGAUGAAUUCAGUUACACCAAAGUUGAUCGUGUACCCUUACAGAUGCAAGAUAACUCCAACCAAAAAGAACCAUUAUCAUCUUCUAAUGUCACUGAAUGGGUACAUGUAAGCAUUUCACAACCAGAAACACCUGGCCCAAAAACUUUGGACGAAUCUAUAGAUGAAAAAUGGAAAGAGGUCAGAAACUUCUUGCGCAGUCCAGAGUAUGAACCACCAGUUAAGCGAAGGAAACAAGCAG